This is a messenger RNA of Astrephomene gubernaculifera, 2083 nucleotides long. The record is from the annotation of a GenBank genome assembly. Lineage: Eukaryota; Viridiplantae; Chlorophyta; Chlorophyceae; Chlamydomonadales; Astrephomenaceae.
GAACACGAAGCUUUAGACUGAUUAUUGCCAUUGAAGAUCAAUUUGAAACCUGCAUCGAGGCAAGCUCACGACUUGCCGAGCACUUUGCGGUUGGGUUGGCCUUGUAGCUUUGCACAGCUGUCGUGCUUCACCAAACUCCAUUUCACUUUCACCUUCCACUGCGGUUAGUACAGAUCUUGUAACCUGCCGGUGCGGCAGGCUAGGAUGCUGCGCUCUCCAGCGCAGCUAGCGCAUCAGCGCACCAGCGCCCAGUCAUCUAGAAGACGACUAGCAUCUAGACAGCUGAGUACAUACUCAGCAACGUGGAUCAGGCCGGCUCCAUGCACCAGCCGGGCUCCGGCGCUUCAAUGCCGCGCCAGCAACUCGGACCCCGCCAAACAACCGAAACCUGGAUUCCUGGGUUCUAUCUUUAAGUCUCUUUCCGACUAUGGCAUCGGCCGCAAAAGCCUGUUGGAGGGCGGUGUGGGGUUGUUCCUGCUGGCUGGCGCUGGUGCGGGGGUGGCGCUGGUGGCAUGGGCGCGAGGAAACGCGCUGCGCACGGGGACGCCGUACAAUGCGACCAUCGAACUUCCACUAGCAUGCGGCAUCACGAUCGGAACCCCGCUCCGAAUCCGCGGCGUGCAGGUGGGCCAGGUGCUGGCAGUGAAGCCCUCCCUGGAGCGAGUGGACGUGCUGGUGGAGGUGGGCGACGUGUCCUCCGUCAUCCCGCGCAGCUCCGUCAUCGAGGCCAACCAGUCGGGACUCAUAGCGGAGCCGCUGCUGGACGUCACACCGCAGCUCCCCGUGCCGCCCUACACCGCGCUGCCCCACGACCCCCGCUGCGGCGAGGAGGGGGUGCUGGUGUGCCACAACGGGCGCAUCGCGGGGCGGCAGGGCGUGGCGCUGGACGACCUGGUGUACAUCAUGACACGUCUUGCCCGGCAGGCCGAGUCGGACGGUGUGGACAAGGUGUUUGCGGCCGCCGAGUCCGCCACCGCGCUGAUGGAGGCGGCGGGCCCGCUGGUGGCCACCGCCAGCCAGCUCACCGAGCAGCUGACACCACUGCUGGCGGAACUGAGGGGGGGAGGACUGGUUGGCAACGUGGAGGCCCUCACUCGCACCGCCUCCGACGCCGCCGCCGACAUCCGGCGACUGCAGUCCGCCGUACUGACGGAGGAGAAUGUGCGAGCACUACGGCAGGCGGUGCUGACAAUUUGCAAGACGCUUGACAACGUGGAGAGCAUCAGCAGUGACGUGUCUCUGUUGGCUCGCGACAGCGGUGUGCAGCGCAACCUCAAGACGCUGGUGCAGGCGCUGUCGCGGCUGCUGGAUGAUUGAUGAGCGGGGGGGGGGGUCAAAAGACCAUACCGAACCAUAGGGGGGAGUAAUGCGGGAUGCGUAAUCCGGAUUAGGAUGGAGAGUUGACUAAAGGGAAAGGGAGGAGGAGGGUUAGCAAAGGGAAGCAGAGGAAGCCUGUCGGGAUUAAGGGAGGGGCUCCGAGGCGAGGGGGUGUGAGGGAGACCAGGAGGCCUCCGUACACCGGGAGUUGAUGCUGAGUGUUGUUGUGGCCAGUGGCACGUGCAAGAGAGUUGUUGGGCAGGAGUGAGGAGGGUUAGCAGGAUGGGAAGGGGCAACACACACCGCGUAAGGGAGGGAGUAUACGUGGUGCGAAAGGGACCAUGUUUCCCGCAUAUGCUUUGUGAGGAUGGCCCCUCGGUGUACGGCAGAUCCAAUGUUUCAAUCGCUCCAUGACCGCAGGUUGUCGUUCAUGUCUCUUGUCAUUAUGACGUGCUAGGCAGCUGGUGUGGUUUUGCGUGGCCCUUCUGCUGCUGCUUCGUAGGUUGCUGCGCACAUGCAGGGUUGCAAGUCAAACCAUUCAGCGCACAUUUGUUGCGGGAGUACGUCGGUAGACAUCUCCCGUAUGUCGUGCGUCCGUACAUAUAGCAGUUACUUAGCUGACUGUUAGGCAGGUGGCUGUGCGGAUAUGGCGUUGGCGGGAGAUCAAAGAAUUUAUGUGGAGGUGUUUAUGCGUGGGUAAGCGUUUGUGCUGUUGGGAGAAGACGGAGACGCCGGCUGGGAUUAGGCAAACAGACUAAGGAAUGAC